AAGAUGUAAAUGACAAUAAACCAGAGAUAGAUGUAACAUCUUUUCUAAUGUGAUAUCUGAAGAUUCUAAGCCUGGGACGUUGAUAUCUCUUAUUAGUGUUCGGGAUAUGGACUCUGGUGUAAAUGGUAAAGUUCUGUGUAGCCUCUCAAACACUUUACCAUUCGAGUUAAAGCCGUCCAUACAAGAAAAUAUGUACUCCUUGGUAACUAAAACAAGUUUAGACAGGGAGAAGGUGUCACAGUAUGAAAUAACGAUACAAGCCAAAGACCUUGGAGUUCCCCCAAUGACUGCAUUCAAAAGUUUAGUUGUAGAAGUGUCCGAUGUAAAUGACAACAGACCACAAUUUCCUCAAAAUCCUCUUGAGCUGUAUCUACCAGAAAAUAACGUCCCCGGUGCGUCUAUAUUCUCUGUAACUGCUUCAGACAAGGAUUUGGAUAAAAAUGCUGCCAUCACAUAUCACAUUUUUAGAGGCGAGGGGAAUGACAUGGCGUCUUUCUUGAAUGUUAAUUCUGACACAGGAGUAAUCCAUGCGCUAAAAAGUUUUGAUUUUGAAACCACAAAGUCGUUUAAGUUUCAAGUGGUGGCGAAUGACUCUGGAAGCCCCUCAUUGAGCAGCAAUGUGACGGUGAAUGUAUACAUCUUAGAUCAAAACGACAAUGUUCCAGUCAUUUUGUCUCCUGUCAGUGCAAACGGUUCGGCUGAAGGCGUGGAAGAAAUUGCUCGAAAUGUGAACGCAGGCCACUUGGUAACCAAAGUAAGAGCAUUUGAUGCAGAUGUUGGAUACAAUGGAUGGCUAUUAUUUUCUCUUCAGGAAGUUACUGACCAUACUCUUUUUGGGUUGGACCGCUAUACAGGACAGAUACGGACGCUUCGUCCUUUCACAGAAACAGACGAAGCUGAGCAUAAACUAGUUAUAUUAGUAAAGGACAACGGAAAUGUUUCGCAGUCUGCAACAGCGACUGUUAUCAUUAAAUUAGUGGAGCCCAAAGAAGCGUUUGCUUCGUCUGAUGUUAAAACAACCGGGGAGACAGAGGACAAUGACAUCACUUUUUACCUGAUCAUAACUCUGGGAUCAGUUUCCGUGCUUUUUCCUUGUCAGCAUCGUUGUUUUGAUUGCGAUGCAAUGCUCUAAACGAACAGAUUAUUCAACCAAAUAUCUACAAGAGACUAACUACGACGGGACACUGUGCCACAGCAUUCAGUACAGAUCUGGAGAUAAACGU
Messenger RNA from Alosa alosa (allis shad), 1223 nucleotides. Its product is annotated as protocadherin beta-4-like. Gene Ontology annotation, cellular component: plasma membrane. Gene Ontology annotation, molecular function: calcium ion binding. Gene Ontology annotation, biological process: homophilic cell-cell adhesion. Lineage: Eukaryota; Metazoa; Chordata; Actinopteri; Clupeiformes; Clupeidae. The coding region runs from base 107 to 1132 and encodes 341 amino acids. The transcript has a single exon. The record is from RefSeq and is a predicted model, not a curated record.